AUGUGGCAAGUACAUAUUUUAAAUAAGUAUAAUAAGCUAAGGAUCGGUUAUGAGAAGUUAGCGAAUACGAAAGACGUAGAAGGUAUUCAUCGACGCGUGACGGCAUUGGGCAACUUCUGGUGCGACAAAAGUGAGCGCACGCCGUCCCGCGCGACACUAGCCCGUGCCAUGCCGCGCGCGUUGCUGCUGCUCCUGCCGCUGCUCGCGGCCCACAUUGUAGCACCCGCUGAAGUCUUUGUUAUCGCCGACACCGCCAACCAAACCUUAGCUAUCGCCGAAAAUGCUAAAGAAACUUUUGCCGAAGCUAACAAUAUCACUCUCAAUAAUGACACUUUAACUGAUUCUGAUGAUAAUCAUGAACCUGUCGUGAGAAAGAAACGUACUUUCGGUGAUGUUGUGUUUAGAGGUUUAGCUGACGUUCUCGGUUACAGUGUAGCUCGAAAACCGCCUCAAAUACAGUUUCCACCACCACUUUCUCCAGUGCCGGGUAUAGAUGGACCGCUACAAGUUUCACUAGUACCUGUGGUUUCUGCAGGCCCUGCCCCAGCACCGGCCCCUGCGGCUCCUGCACCAUGUGGGGCACCUCGAGCGGCACCUCAACCUUGUAGGGCUCAAGCACCACCGCCACCCGCCCCUCCGAAACCAGCCCCACCUCCGUGCCCCAGACCAAGAGCCAAUCCACGACCCAAGCCUCGCCCUACACCGCGACCACGACCAUCACCUCCACCUCCACCUCCACCUCCACCGCCACCUCCCUGUGCUCGUCCUCGCGCUAAUCCUACAACUCCGUCACCAUGUGCCCCACCACCACCACCACCUCCACCGCCACCUAAAGCAGAUUCUAAUCUUGAAACUAUUACUUCAAACUUCCGCUUGGACUUUAACUUUAACAGAGCCCCCGCAGCAUCUGCGCCUGCCGCUGAGGCCAUAGCUGAAGAAGAGCAGCCAGUCGAGCAAGAACAAGAGCAAAUCAUUCCUGUCGCUAUCCAGCCACGUGCAGCGAAAUUGCCUCAAGAACCUCCUAGGACACCUAGAGUUUAUCUAGAUGCGUUUGUGGUUAGAAACGGAGUGCCGCAAAAAGUUCAUGCUGUUGAUGCACGAAAUCUUAAUCAGCCCCAAGCUGAUCAAGAUUAUUUGGCAUACGAUGAAGAAGAGCAACCUCAACAAGAUGACGAUUAUGAAUAUGCAGACGAAUCACAAGGCCGUGCAAAAGCCGUUCGAGAAUUCGGUAACGCUGUUAAUCAAUUCUGGGAACAGAAACAAAAGAAACCCAAAAAGAAAAUACCGGUAAACGACUAUAGAAAUGUGCAUUUUGGUGACCGUGAGCUAGCUAACCAACUGCGUCGGCAAAGUGACGCACAAUUACAAACUUUGCAAAAUGAACAACCGAACGUAAAUCGUAUUCCUUUACCUUUAUCUGAAACAGAUGAAGAAGAUGAAAUUACAACAACAACUCAAGAUCCACGAAGAAGAUUGAAGCCUCGUGUUUUACCACCUACAGAAAAAAACCCGAAUGAGAUCGACACAAUUACAGUUCGAGUUCCACCAAUCUAUAAAGAAAAGCGACCAAAGAAAUUACACCGUGAGCAGCCAGAACGGCCAGACCGUGAUGAGAGUAGUGAAGAGGUAUCGGAUCCAGAAGAACAGGAAUAUCUAUCUGACUCAGAGACAGAAAAUACCUAUGAAGUUCCUCAAACAGAGAAACCUAAGCGCAAGCGCCGUAGGAAACAAAAAAGGAGAAUUCGGUCGGCGCAAAGUGAAGCUUAUACUGCAGGUGAUUACGAUUACUAUGGUAAUAAACUACCCAUAUCAGAAGAAGAGGAGUAUUUCCGUGGGUUAACGGUUCCUCCUCCGACAAAGGACGCUGAUGUCAUUCGAUUAGAGGAAAGUAAUGAAGAAAAUGAUCAUUUCUUGGAUGAUCACGAAAGACUUAGGGAUGAUUCGGAGAGAAUAAAAUACGAUAGUAGAAAUAAGGAUAAAGAACGUUCAAACGAAGAACAGGCAGACGAAUCGGAACGAUCAGAUGAAAAUGAACGCUCCGAAGAAGAUAAAGAACGCGCAGGUGAAAACGAGCGUGCUGACGAAACAGAGCGAACAGACAAAUUGAGCCCCAACGCACGUGUACGGGAAACUGGCUUCCAGAACAAUUACGUGCACGCCACUAAUGUCCAAGUUGAUGACCCACGCCCUAAUGUCUCGACCGUCAAAAAGAAAACGAAGAAAAUCGGCAAAGUC
Brenthis ino (lesser marbled fritillary) is the source of this 2235-nucleotide messenger RNA. The record is from the annotation of a GenBank genome assembly. NCBI's taxonomy places the organism in Eukaryota, Metazoa, Arthropoda, Insecta, Lepidoptera, Nymphalidae.